CCGUGGAGAUCCAACCUGUAGCUCCUCCGCCCAGCCCAAGAGACGGUUCGCCCACACAUGUCAGUGUUUGAAUGCUUGUUUACCUGCCUCGUGUGUAGCCAUGACUCCUUUCCGCGGAUGUUUCAGUUCGCUGCUGCGCGGCUGAGGCUACCCCCUGCCGAUAUGACGGCACCGGCGGCGAGCUCCUCGGAGGACGCGGAAUGGACCGCCGCGCCGGGAGCAGAACCGGAGGAGGCGGAGGAGCUCUCCUGUCCGGCCCGUUGCUCGGAGCUGUCCCGUCGGCAGAACGAGCAAAGGAAAGCGGGCUUGUUCUGCGACGUGACGCUGGCGUUUGAGGCGGGCGGGGCGUCCGGCCAUGGCGGCCGAAGCUUCGAGUUGUCCGCGCACCGCACGGUUCUGGUCGCCGCGACGGACUUCUUCCUGCCGCGUCUGGAGGCGCGGCCACGGCGAGUGGAGCUCCGCGACUGGAGGACCCGGACGGGCCCCGAGCCGAGCGCCGCGGAGGGCGUCGUGCAGUUCAUGUACACCGGGGAAAUACGGGUCACCGCCGCCAAUGUGCACGACGUGCUGGAACUCGCUGACAGGCUCCUGUUGGUGCAGUUAAAGGACUUCUGUGCGGAGUUCCUGAAGAAGAAGUUGAGGCUGACCAACUGCAUCACGGUGCACAGCCUGGCUCAUAUGUACAACCUGGACGAGCUGACCCUGAGAGCUGUUGAGAUGAUUCGACGAAACUUCCCCAGAGUUAUCCAGGACUUGGAGUUCUACACGCUCCCACUUCACCUAGUGCGGGACUGGCUGUCUGACUCCGAAAUCACUGUGGACUCAGAGGAGGUGCUGUUUGAUACUAUUGUAAAAUGGGUGCAGCGAGACCCACAAGCGCGGAUUACAUACUUUGAAGAGCUGUUCCAGCUCUUAAGGCUCUCUCAAAUCAAGCCAACCUACCUGGCUCAUGUGGUGAAAAAGGAGCCAUUGGUUGCCAACAGUGCAGUUUGCCAGCAGCUAGUGUUCAGUGCUUUAGAAACCCAUGCUGUUGGAUUCGAGAACCUCAAGUCAGCUGGCUUUGACCUCUGUGCCUUGUAUAUGGCGAGCACCCAGCCACGCUUGGGCCAGAACAUGGAUGUGAUCAUGGUCGUGGGUGGUGUGUCAGAGGGUGGAGAUUAUUUGAGUGAGUGUGUGGGUUACAUAGUUUACGAGGACCGUUGGGUCAGCCUGCCACACAUUCACAACCACCUGGACGGGCAUGCUGUCGCAGUUACUGACACCCAUGUGUAUGUGGCAGGGUCCAUGGAACCUGGAUUUGGUAAGACUGUAGAGCGUUAUGAUCCGAGCCUCAACAUCUGGGAGCAGGUCAGCAACCUCACCACCCACAAGCACUCUUUUGGCCUUGUAAGUAUCAAAAACACUCUCUACAGCUUUGGUGGCCAUGGCAACUUCAGUCCAAGCUUCAAGGAUGUCAGCAUGUAUGAGCCUGAGCAGGACAAGUGGCACAACCUGGAGUCAGCACCUAAGAUCCUACGAGAUGUGAAGGUAGUGAGUGUGGAGGACCGCUUUGUGUAUGUGGUGGCUCAGACACCGGUUGACAAGGACAGCAAGGAUGGGCUGAAGACCGUGAUCACACGUUAUGACACAGAGAGCUGCCAGUGGCAAGAGGUGGACUCUCUGCCCUUCUUGGACAACUACUGUGCCUUUCAGAUGGCAGUAGCACCCACCAAUUUCUACCAUACAGCUUCCUGCUGCCCCAAGAGCUACAAUGUACCGGACAAGAUAUGUCAGCAGAAAAUAAGCAGUGCCGUCGCAGAUGACAUCCUCGAGAGCCUGCCACCAGAGGUCAUUGGCAUUGAGGGUGCUGCAGUGUGUUUCCUGGCUGACAAUGUCUUCAUCAUCGGUGGGUGGAAGAACAGCGAUGAAGUGGACAAGCGAUACCGCAGGGAUGCCUACUACUACUCUGCAGAGAAAAAGCGCUGGAUGCUGCUGCCACCCAUGCCCCAGCCACGCUGUCGAGCCACCGCCUGCCAUGUGCGCAUCCCUUACCGGUUCCUCUAUGGCUGCCAGCACUACCCCGUGCCCCAGAACCCAGCAUGCCAGCAGGAUUGCAUGCAGCAGCUCCACCGGCACACCCUCAUCCUGCACAGACAGCUGCAGUCUCAGACUGAAUGUUGAUAUUUGUCUCAUUGGUCUGUGGGAAAAUAUUUUUACAUAUUGUUCCUUUUCCUAAAUUAACACUUAAUUCACUAAUUGGUGGCUUUUGACAUUUAAUACUUUAUCAUACAUUUUGUGAAGUGACAAUGAUGUAUGGAUUGAGGAAUCAGUCUUGCAGAAUAAAUGUUUGCAAAUAUUAGAAUGUUUAAGACUUUGUAAUGAAGCACAAGAAGAAAUAGUCGGACAUUGUGCUUAGUUUUAUGCAGCCUCAUCUUAAUCAUUUUGGCUUUACAAAACAAGCGUAUGCCUUAAUGUACUUUUAUUCUUUGUAAAUUUGAUGGGUGUCUCAGAUAUUUAAAAAAUAUUAAAUUCGUGACAUUUUAUCACAGGAAAGCUUUGCUUUACACAGUUGUUUGUGUACUGAGGUAAAAUGUACCUGAAUGUAUCUGCAUUGGACAAUUUAGAGAAAUAAGAUCAUCUUAAUUUAGCCAAGCACUAUAUCGCUAUUGUUCCGUUAGGCCUCUGGUGUUGUGAGCUUAUCCGCACACGUAAUGUGAACAAUGUUAAUGUGCGAGUGAAAACAAGUGAAUCAGUUGCUAGUGGUGGCUUGGAGAUUGUUCCAAAGUCCUCCUGCAAAGUCAGGAAUGCACAGUUUUUGACAUUAGCAUAGCUGCAUUUGUGUUCUACUCAUUAGCUCUAGUAUAACCAUGCAACCUUUUAGAUUUGGAUGUGAGUACUAUUUUUUAUUGUUUGGUUUAGAUUUGAUAUCAGCCCAGUUGGGACGCUGAUUUGUUUUUGCAAGUAGGAUGUGUCCUGAUUUCAUGCUGCUCUUUGAAAAUGAGAAGAGGCUAGG
Molecule: messenger RNA, 2992 nt
Organism: Lampris incognitus (smalleye Pacific opah)
Lineage: Eukaryota; Metazoa; Chordata; Actinopteri; Lampriformes; Lampridae
Product: kelch-like protein 11
Exons: 2
Coding region: 58-2160 (700 amino acids)
Molecular function (GO): protein binding
Source: RefSeq, a predicted model, not a curated record